AUGGCUGAUCGAUUAGUUUCAUCAUGUCAAUAUCGUUCAAAUUUUGAUAAGAUAGCAAAAAUACUUCUUAUUAGUGAAACAGGUGCCGGAAAAUCAACAUUUAUUAAUUAUUUAUGUAAUUAUUUUCAUAAAGGUAAUUUAAAUAAUCUUAAAAUAGCUAUACCAUGUAAAUAUCAUUCAAUAUCAACUGAAGAAUUUUCUCAUAAUGAAUUUAAUAUUAAUGAUAAUACUCAAUCAAAAACUAAUUAUUGUACACAAUAUAUAUUUACUGAUAUAUCAACAAAUAAACAAUAUUUAUUUCUUGAUACACCUGGUUUUUCUGAUACUCGUAGUAUUGAACAAAAUCAAAUAAAUAUGAAUAAAAUAAUUGAUACAAUAACACAAUUAGAUAAUUUAACUUCAAUUAUAUUUGUUGUUAAUGGUUCAAUGAGUCGAUUAACAACAAAUUUUCGUUAUGCUAUUAAUUGUUUAAAUAGUAAUAUACCUAAUAUUAUUUUAGAAAAUGUUAUUGUUAUAUUAACUAAUGUUAAAAAAUAUGAAUCAUCAUUUGAUUUAAAAGUAUUAAAUUUACAUGGUAAAAUUUAUCCAUUUUAUAUGCAAAAUGGUGCAUUUGUAUCUGAUCCUAAAACAUGGACAAAAUCUAUUCGUAAUGAACUUCAAUAUGAUUGGAAUCAUUCAAUGAAUCAAAUAAAAUUAAUACUUGAAACAAUUGAUUCAUUUAAACAAAUAUCUAUUGAUACAUUUAUACAACUGAAACACAUUCGUAAUGAUAUUAAAUCAAUUAUUCAUCAAACACGUCUUGAAAUAAUUCAAAUACAAAAAAUUCAAGAUGCUAUUGCUCAAUUAGGUCUUGAAUAUAAACAAACUAAUCUAGAUAUGAUAAAAUAUCAAGAUCAUACUCAAUAUCAUAUUGUUGAAAAAAUUCAACAACUCGAUACAUCACAUUAUAAUACUUUAUGUGCGAAUUGUCAUCAAAUUUGUCAUAAUAAUUGUCGUUUAAAUGAAACAAAUAUUGUCGAUGGACAUAUAUUAUCACAAUGUUUAAUUAUGAAAAAUGGUAAAUGUCAACAAUGUAGAAAUCAUUGUUCAUAUAUAAAUCAUUAUUAUGCUAGAAAAACUAUUCAAAUAAGUCAUGAAACUUUAUAUAAUAUAUUAAUUGAUUUAAAAGAAAAAUAUGAUCAAACAUAUCAAAAUAAUAAUAAUAAUAAUUGUCAAGAAAAAAUGAUAAAAAUAUUAGAAACACAUGAAUUAUUUGAACAAGUAUUAGAACAAAAAAUGAAAGAAAUUAAAAAUAAAUCUAUACAAUUAAUUAAUAUAUGUUCAUUAUUUAAUUUAUCAAAUGAAUUCAAAGAUUUAAUAAAACAAUUAAAAAUAGAAUGGAAUUUAUUACGAAAUGCUGAAAUAAAAUUAAAAGUUGAAAAAUUUAUUAAAAAAUUAGUUAAAUUUAUUCAUUUAGUUGAAGAAAAACAAGAAAAUAAUCGUUUAAAACGAUCAUCUAUGCAAAUAAUUUAUAAAGAUGAAUCAAUAGAAAAAAAAUCAACAACCGAUGUAAAUCGUUUAACAAUAUUGGAUUUAAUUGAAUUAUAUCAAAAUACAAUUGAUCAUAAUCUUAUGAAAUCAAUAUUAAAUGAACUUCAUCAACGUGCUCUAGGAAAAUCUACAGGUCCAUUAUUAACAUCAAAUGAAAUUAUAAUAAUAAAUAAAUAUUUAGAAAAAUAUAAACCUAAAAAUAUUCAAGAAUUAAGUUAUUCAUAUCAUAAAUUACAACAACAAAUUCAACAUAUUAUUAAAUUAGAUAUUUUCAAUCUUUCUAAUGUAAAUUCUGAACUUUUAAUUGAAAAUUUUAUUCUACAAACAUUACUUGAUGAUAAAGAAAAACAAGAAGAUAAUAAUAAUAAUAAUAAUAAUAAUCAAGAUAAAAUUCUUCAAAUAAUACCAUCAAAUACCUCAUCUCAAUCAAUGAUUGAUUCAUUUCCAGGACAAAUUUCAACAAUUAAAUCACAACCAUUUCAUCCACUUCCAUAUCCAAAUACAGAAUUAAUACCAUCACCAGCAAGAUCAUUAAAUUCUAAUUCAAAUUUAAUUGGAUUUUCUCAUUUAAAUGUUGCUCCAUAUCCAUCAAAUAAUGAUCCAUCAUUUAUGCCACCAUUACCAUCUGAUUAUUCUCCAUUAAUUCAACAAAGUAAAUCUCAAUCACAAAUAUUUUCUCAUCAUGAAGAUCAUCGACAUGAUUCAACAGAUACAAAAACUAGAAUAUCACCAGUCGAUUGUAAAGAUUUCAUGCUAAUGCCAAUGCCAAUACCAAUGCAUACAAAUAAUAAUCAACAACGAUCAAUUAAUCUUCAUAAUUCUAAUGUUAAACUUCCAUUAAAUAACGCCAUUAAAUAUCAAUAUAAGACAUCAUCAAAUGAAAGUUCAUCAGUACCUGAUGUAAUACCAAUUCAUGUUGAUUCUUAUAAUUCAUCAAAACCUUUAUUAAACUAUGCAAGAAACGAUAAUAUUGUUAGUUCAGAUAAUGAAAAUUUAUCUGCAUUAGAUAAUUCACGUCUUUUAUUAAUGUAUAAUAAUGCAAAUCUUAAAAAUAAUGAAUCUCAGAUAACUACUAUUCUUCAAGAACUUGAACGACGAUGUUAUGGUGAAUAUCCAAUGUUAAUUAAAGAAAACAUAAAUCUAUUUCAUGAUAAAAUAAAACUUCAUGAAAUGAAAACAAUCGAAGAACUUAUCAUAGCACAAUCAGCUAUUAAACAAAAAAUUCGAACAUAUUUAAAAAAUGAUGAUGUUACAUUGAUUAAUGAUAUACCAUCAGAAUUAAUUAUUGAAGCACAUGCAUUAAAUCAAUUAAUCUUAUCACGAGGAUAA
Messenger RNA from Rotaria sordida, 2859 nucleotides. The record is from the annotation of a GenBank genome assembly. NCBI's taxonomy places the organism in Eukaryota, Metazoa, Rotifera, Eurotatoria, Philodinida, Philodinidae.